AUGGGCGAUCCAUCAAAGGAAACUUUGCAAAAGGUUAUUCACGACCUUAGGUAGGCGACGGGCCUACGCCGACCAUCUGACCACGACUUACCCAUCUGGUCAAACCACUUUCAUCGCUAGUCACCUCAUCAGUCUUGUCUCUUCUGACUCCUCUCCUUGAACGAUCGUUCUCGUCACCACAGACCUUCCAAGAUGCCCUUCGUCAAACAGUUGUCGUCGUUGAAAACCUUACAAAGCUGGUUCACGAUCCUGUAGGAGCUAGGGAGUUUCUCCCCCGCCUUCAGCCUGGUGUGAAGAAAAUAGCGGAUACCGCUACACUUCCGGCUGUCCGAUUCGUUAGCCAAAAUGCAAACGCUAAAAUGGUCAGGGCCAUGAAAGUCGGCAAUGGUACACACAUUCCGGAGCGGAUGUCCGUUGACGAAGUUAAAGGGAAUUAG
Molecule: messenger RNA, 437 nt
Organism: Tuber aestivum (summer truffle)
Lineage: Eukaryota; Fungi; Ascomycota; Pezizomycetes; Pezizales; Tuberaceae
Source: the annotation of a GenBank genome assembly